AGACCCGUCGAAAAAAUCUGGACCUAUAAAUGCGAAGGCGACAAAUGCGUUCGAUAUCAUUAUCUCAGCAUGCCGAAAGGCGAAAAACGAGUGCCUUUUAUGACCUGUUCAAUGACAUGUGGUGACAUAAACAUUUGGCCACGUCCUACCAUUAAAACAGGUGUUAGCUCUAAGUCUCUUACCUUUUCCAUGGAUGAUAUAGAAUUACGUCUCGACACACCCUAUGCACAAGUCGAAACACAUUUCCGUCAAUCGUUUGAAUUGUUUCUCAAAGAUCUAAGACGUAUACAACGGCUAGAUUUUGCCGAACAUACACCAGAAGUUGGUGAAAAGGGUACAGCUAAUAUGGAUGGAAAUAGUGUCGAUAAUACAUUUGAAGCAAAAACUAAACAACAACAGAGACGUUAUGCCGAUGCGGGACAACAUGAAUCGCAUCGUUUAAGAGGUGAGAAUAUAGCGGCUGCAUCGAUAUUGGCCAAUGCCUUUGGUUUGCGCAAACACAGUGAUAUAGAAAAGUUGACGGUAAAUGUGGCCAUACAUAAGUUUGCUGAUAUAAAUUUGAAUUUCGAGACCGAUGAAAGUUAUCAGCUAACGGCCAAUUUUGAAAAGCGUCACUAUAAUGUACAAAUAACAGCCAAUUCAUUCUUCGGUGCCCGCCAUGCCUUGAGCACAUUACAACAACUUAUUUGGUUUGAUGAUGACGAGAGCCAGUUGCGUAUACUGUCCAAAGUUGUGGUCAUCGAUGCUCCUAAAUUUAGAUAUCGCGGCCUUAUGUUGGACACUUCAAGACAUUAUUUCUCAGUAGAAUCUAUCAAACGAACCAUUGCUGCCAUGUCAUAUUCUAAACUUAAUCGUUUCCAUUGGCACAUAACCGAUUCACAAAGUUUUCCUUACAUUUCGAAACAUUAUCCCGAAUUGGCGGCCCAUGGUGCUUACUCCGAUAGAGAAACGUACACGGAUGCCGAUGUACGUGAUAUUACAGCAUUUGCAAAAUUACAUGGUAUACAAGUGAUACCGGAAAUCGAUGCUCCAGCUCAUGCGGGCAAUGGUUGGGAUUGGGGUCCCAAGCGUGGCAUGGGCGAGUUAAGUUUGUGUAUAAAUCAACAACCUUGGAGUUUUUAUUGUGGUGAACCUCCUUGUGGCCAACUUAAUCCUAAGAAUAAUAAUACAUUUUUAAUUUUACAACGUCUCUACGAAGAGUUGUUGAACUCAACGGGACCCACCGACUAUUUCCACUUGGGUGGCGAUGAGGUGAAUUUAGAAUGUUGGGCUCAGUAUUUUAACGACACCGACUUGAGAGGCUUAUGGUGUGACUUCAUGUUAAAUGCCAUGGCUCGUUUAAAAAUAGCUAAUAAUAAUGUAGAACCAAAAAUUGUCUCCGUUUGGUCGAGUGGUUUAACAAAUACCCGCUGCCUUCCUAAAACCCAAUUUGCUGUUCAGGUUUGGGGUGGCAGUACUUGGCAGGAGAAUUAUGAUUUACUAGAUAAUGGUUUUAAUGUUAUAUUUUCACACGUCGAUGCCUGGUACUUAGAUUGUGGCUUUGGUAAUUGGAGAGCUACAGGUGAUGCUGCCUGUUCGCCGUAUCGUACUUGGCAAAAUGUUUACAAACACCGUCCUUGGGAGCGUAUGCGUUUAGAUAAAACCAGAAGAAAACAGUUAUUAAUACCCGCAACAACUAGUUGA
Molecule: messenger RNA, 1683 nt
Organism: Lucilia cuprina (Australian sheep blowfly)
Lineage: Eukaryota; Metazoa; Arthropoda; Insecta; Diptera; Calliphoridae
Product: probable beta-hexosaminidase fdl
Exons: 5
Biological process (GO): glycosaminoglycan metabolic process; ganglioside catabolic process; carbohydrate metabolic process
Cellular component (GO): membrane
Molecular function (GO): beta-N-acetylhexosaminidase activity
Source: RefSeq, a predicted model, not a curated record